UGACACUCCUGAAAUUAUUUAUAGGUUAUUUACAUUUUAUGAUACACGUUUUUUUUUUUAAUUUAAAAACCCAUCGGAUAUAAUAUUUUUUCAUAACGGAAAAUUCCAUUCGGUUUGUUGAGAAUGUCCGAACAAAGAAAAAUCCCGAAUUUUUUGAAAUUCUUAUUCGGCGCUGCUGCUGGUAUGGCGGGCACGUGCAUCGUACACCCUUUGGAUCUGAUCAAAAAUCGCAUGCAAUUGAGCGGUAUGGGCGGUACGCAAAAAGAAUACAGAAAUAUGUUUCACGCGAUGCAAAUAGUCGGACAACGCGAAGGACUUCCCGGUUUUUAUAGAGGAUUAUCCGCCGGAUUACUUAGACAAGUCACAUAUACAGGUACGAGACUGGGUGUUUACACCUACCUUUUCGAAAGAUUCAAAUCGUAUGAUGGUAAACCACCGGGUUUCCUUACCAAAGUAGCUAUUGGUAUGUUCGCCGGGCUUUCCGGCGCUUUUGUCGGUACCCCCGCCGAGGUAUCUUUGAUCCGUAUGACCGCAGAUGGUCGUCUUCCGAUAGAAGAAAGAAGAAAUUACGCUGGAGUGAGCAACGCUUUGAUUAGGAUAUAUAGAGAAGAAGGUCUUUUUACUCUAUGGAAGGGAGCUACUCCGACGAUGGGUCGAGCUAUAGCCGUUAACGCCGCUCAACUAGGAACUUAUUCUCAAGCUAAGGAAAUGGUUGCUUCGCAUAUGGCUUUGAAAGAAGGAAUCGGAUUACAUUUUUUAGCCGCGAUGAUUUCGGGAUUUAUCACAUCGGUUGUUUCGAUGCCGUUGGAUAUAGCGAAAACGAGAUUACAAAAUAUGAAAACAGUUGGGGGCAAAGCGGAAUUUAAAGGUCCCGUAGACGUUUUGAUCCAAUUGAAAAAGAAAGAAGGUUUUUUCGCUUUAUGGAAAGGUUUUCUACCUUAUUAUUUACGAAUCGGUCCCCAUACGGUUUUCGUAUUCAUAUUUUUGGAGCAGUUCAACAGAGCUUACUUCAAAUUUAAAUAUGGCGAUAGUGGAACCGGAAGUGGAAGUCUUUGAUCGCGUUCACAUAAUAAAUAGAUCUAUAGGUAAUUGGAGUAUCAUAUUUUGUUAUAUUUUCAUGUAAUAUAAAUACGUAUACACGUGAAAAA
Molecule: messenger RNA, 1148 nt
Organism: Diorhabda carinulata
Lineage: Eukaryota; Metazoa; Arthropoda; Insecta; Coleoptera; Chrysomelidae
Product: mitochondrial 2-oxoglutarate/malate carrier protein-like
Exons: 3
Coding region: 124-1056 (310 amino acids)
Biological process (GO): oxaloacetate transport; succinate transmembrane transport; thiosulfate transport
Molecular function (GO): thiosulfate transmembrane transporter activity; succinate transmembrane transporter activity; oxaloacetate transmembrane transporter activity
Source: RefSeq, a predicted model, not a curated record